Macrosteles quadrilineatus (aster leafhopper) is the source of this 1069-nucleotide messenger RNA. RefSeq names its product akirin-like. The transcript has 4 exons. NCBI's taxonomy places the organism in Eukaryota, Metazoa, Arthropoda, Insecta, Hemiptera, Cicadellidae. Gene Ontology annotation, molecular function: transcription coregulator activity. Gene Ontology annotation, biological process: positive regulation of innate immune response; positive regulation of transcription by RNA polymerase II. The coding region runs from base 244 to 780 and encodes 178 amino acids. The record is from RefSeq and is a predicted model, not a curated record. Gene Ontology annotation, cellular component: nucleus; chromatin.
GUGGAGAGGAGAAGUGAAGUGAGACUCUUCCUUCAGUUGACGAAACCCAUAUUGAUUUCCUCGGCCCUCGUCAAUUGUUGGAUUCAUCCCUAGUUUCUUCAAAUUUCAAAACUCAUUUACUCCGUAGACAUUCAUUUUUAUAUUCCUUUAUUGAUUCUAAAGUUAACAUAAAUAAUAGCCUUGGUUGUUACAGUGAAAGAAGAUUUGUGUUUUAGACUUCCUUUAUAACGUCAAAAAAACAAAAUGGCCUGUGCUACUCUGAAACGUUCAUUAGAUUUUGAUCCGGUUCAUAGCAGACCCUCCAAACGACAGAGAUGUAUACCUAUGUGCAUUUCACCUUCGAACUCUCCGCCUACAACACGAAGUGAUUAUGAUCCAUCGCCUUUUGCCAACGUUUGCCCAAAAUUAACUCCAGAAAUGAUGGCUGCGGCGAUUCGUGAGGAAAUGCGCCGCCUUCAUCGGCGAAAGCAGUUGCACUUCAAUCCCAACGAGAGCCAUCUGGAUCGUGAGUCCUCAUCUGACUCCCCGGGCUCACCUUCGGGCAGUAGCUUUGCUGCGACUUACCAUCAGAGUCACCGCGACAAACCACUCUUCACAUUCAGACAGGUGGGAAUUAUUUGUGAAAGAAUGAUGACUGAGCGAGAGACUCAGCUACGUGAAGAAUAUGAUCGCAUCCUGAACUUGAAACUUUCUGAGCAAUACGAAUCAUUCGUCAAGUUUUCUAAUGAUCAACUCCACAGACGUUUUGACAUGGCGGCAGCACCAAGCUAUCUGUCCUAAGCCAGACCAAGAGGGGCGAAGCAGUGCCUGAUCAUUCUUUCACCAUCGUUUCAAUCAUUUGUCAUCGGAGAGUAGUGGCUAUUGUAAAUAUUGCGUAAAUUUUAGUUUAUUUUGGUGGAUUAUUUUACUAUGCAUCUUUGUUAUUCUCGGAAAAGUUUUAUUUGUUGAAUUCAAGUUUUGAUGUGUUGCGCCUACAGAAAACCGAUUAGAACGGUUAUAGCAGGACUAUUUGAAAUCUUUUAAAGUUUGAAGAACUGUUUAAUAUUGGGUAAAUAAAUUAAUUUUUUGA